AUGACGGCUGCUAAACUUGUCUUUGGAGGUGGUAUCUUCACUGCCCCGUAUGUCCCCUCUGUGGAUGAGGUCCGGGAAUACCUGGACCUCCUUGAAGAGUUUGGUAUCAAGGUCAUAGACACAGCCGCAGUUUACGGAGACUCUGAGAAGUUUCUUGGUGAGACAAAGGCAGCCAGCCGCUUCACGAUCGACACGAAAAAUCCAGGAGCCAUGAAUCCUGAGCCCUCGACGAAAGACGUGGUGGUCGCCGCCGGGAAGGAGAGUCUGAAGAAGCUCGCCACGUCGCAGGUCGAUGUAUACUAUUUGCAUAGUCCAGAUACCCGUCUCUCUUUCGAGGGGACGUUGGAAGGCAUCGAUUCCCUGCAUAAGUCCGGGGCCUUCCGGAGGUUCGGCCUCUCGAACUUCACCGCGGAGCAGACGAAGGAAGUCCUUCGCAUCUGCCGAGAAAGGGGGUUUGUGCCCCCAACGGUAUAUCAGGGCAACUACAAUCCCGUAGGCCGUCUCGCCGAGACCGAGCUCUUCCCCAUCCUGCGCGAAAACAACAUUGCUUUCUACGCCUACAGCCCCAUCGCUGGUGGCUUCCUAGCCAAGACCACGGCACAGAUCAAGGAAGGCAAAGGCCGAUGGGAUCCGGAAACUUUCAUUGGCAAAGUGUACCAGGACCUGUACAGCAGCCGGCCGGCCAUCCUGGGUGCGCUGGACACGUGGCAAGAGAUCGCGGCGUCGGAGGGCAUCUCGGGGGCGGAGCUGGCGUUCCGCUGGGUGGUCCACAACUCGAUCCUCGACGGAAGCAAGGGCGACGCGGUGAUCAUUGGGGCGUCGAGCCUGGCGCAGCUGAGGGCCACUGUGGCGGGGAUCCGGAAGGGCUCCCUCAGCCCUGCCGUUCAGGAGAAGGUCCAGGGCGUCUGGGAGAGUGUGAAGCAUGCAGCGUUUCUGGACAACUUCAACGGCAUGUCUAAGGAUACCUGGAAGGACUUCAAAGUUAUGGCUACUCCCGAGCAAAUCGAGCCAUUGUGCUGUGACGGCUUUGAGAACGUCUCAAGAAAGCCGGUAUAUCUGAACGCCAUCUGCUCCAUGGUGCCACUUCCGAGCUCAGGAUCCUUAACACACCUAAAAGCUUUAUUAGACUGGCUUCGGAGACCACAGCAAGGACCCUCGCCAUCCUACCGAUGGGAUUCGGGAGAUGAGUUGAAGCGAGACAUUAGUCCGCAGCUGCCGGGCCGAAGAGACGAAGGGGAGGGACAAAGAGUCGUUGGGCGACAAGAGACGACAAUACCGACUACGAGGGCUCCUAUAACGAGUGGCGAGACGGCGUUGCCGACUACGAGCGCGGCUCCUCCAACAACUACCAGCGGGCUUCCAAUCGUCACCACCAUCUCCAUUAACCUAGACGAUGUCGCGACUGGGAAUGUUUACGCAGUCUCAGGCUACUAUGAUGGACCAAAGGCCGCCCAUAGCGGUGAGUGA
Messenger RNA from Diaporthe amygdali, 1467 nucleotides. Its product is annotated as ldehyde reductase. Gene Ontology annotation, cellular component: cytosol. The coding region runs from base 1 to 1467 and encodes 488 amino acids. NCBI's taxonomy places the organism in Eukaryota, Fungi, Ascomycota, Sordariomycetes, Diaporthales, Diaporthaceae. The transcript has 5 exons. Gene Ontology annotation, molecular function: oxidoreductase activity. The record is from RefSeq and is a predicted model, not a curated record.